Messenger RNA from Strongylus vulgaris, 1170 nucleotides. The record is from the annotation of a GenBank genome assembly. NCBI's taxonomy places the organism in Eukaryota, Metazoa, Nematoda, Chromadorea, Rhabditida, Strongylidae.
AUGUUCCCAUUAGUACUGCUAUUUGUACCAGCGUGCCUUGCACUUUACACUUCAAAGGAUGAUGUUGUGGAGUUGACUUCUACGAAUUUUCAAAAUAGGGUAAUCAACAGCGAUGAGAUUUGGAUUGUGGAAUUCUAUGCUCCAUGGUGCGGCCACUGCAAAAAUCUUGCUCCAGAGUACAAGAAAGCCGCAACCGCUUUGAAGGGCAUCAUCAAGGUUGGAGCUGUGGACAUGACCCAGCACCAAUCGGUUGGCGCUCCAUACAAUGUCCAAGGAUUCCCGACUAUCAAGAUUUUCGGAGCUGACAAGAAAAAACCUACUGAUUACAACGCCCAAAGCAUUGCUGAUGCGACCCUUGCUGAGGCGAAGCGUGUUGUUUCUGGGCGCCUUGGUGGAAAGAGUUCUGGAAGUUCAGGGUCUGGAGACCAUGGUGGUGGAAGCGGUGGAGCCACCGAUGUUAUUGAGUUGACUGAUGCCAAUUUCGAAAAGCUUGUUUUGCAUAGCAAAGACGUUUGGCUCGUCGAAUUUUUUGCUCCAUGGUGCGGUCACUGCAAGAAUCUUGCUCCUCACUGGAAGGCCGCUGCUAGCGAACUCAAAGGAAAAGUUAAACUUGGAGCUCUUGACGCCACCGUCCACACUGUUAUGGCUAACAAAUUCGGAAUUCGUGGAUUCCCUACGAUCAAAUACUUUGCUCCUGGAUCAGAUGCCAGCGAUGCUGUGGACUACGAUGGCGGCAGAACCACCUCAGACAUCGUCAGUUGGGCAAGUGCUAAAGCCCUCGAGAACCUUCCAGCCCCAGAAGUUGUCCAAGCCACGAGCCAGCAGAUUGUUGAGGAUCAAUGCAAAGAGAGGCAGCUCUGCAUUUUCGCUUUUCUUCCUGACAUUUUGGACUGUCAGUCUAAGUGCCGAAACGAUUAUCUCGCUGUACUUCGCGAACUUGGCGACAAAUUUAAGAAGAAUGGAUGGGGGUAUGACGGUUCGUUUGGUAAAGAUGGUAUUAACGAAUUUCUUCGUGAUCUCAGCUAUGGAAAAGGACAAACCGCUCCUGUCAAGGGCGCCACAUUCCCAAAAAUCAAGAAAAUAGACCCGUGGGAUGGCAAGGAUGGUCAGCUCCCCCCUGAGGAAGACAUAGAUCUCUCCGAUGUCGAUCUUGACCACACCGAGUUGUAA